UUUUUUUUUGUAAUUAAAAUUACAAAUAAUUAUGGCUCAAAAUUAUAAUAAAUUUACAAUUUGGUUACGUUUAUUAUCGAUAUUAUUGAUAUUUUUUGCAUCAAUAUUAUGGUUAUUAUUUUUGGUACAAAUCGUACGACCUGAUAUCAAUGAUCAAAUCGACGUGGAUAAUCAGCAAAGCAAUGAAGCCGAAUCCAAUGUUUCCGGAAAUAUUCCCAAUGCAGAUGAUGAUGAUGAUGAAAAGCCAAUCAUUGUUUUAGCAUUUCCAAGCAACAUUAAACAAUUGAAACGUUUAGCACGGAUAUUAUCAUUUUAUUCAAAAAAUCAUUCAAAUUAUGUUUUUGUUUUAUUUUGUUCUGCAUAUUUAUUUAAACAAACAUUUGCAAUACCUGGUUCAGUUUUUUUGAAUCUACUUGCCGGUGCAAUAUAUAAUGUUUGGAUUGGUUUUCCACUUUGUUGCCUGUUAACUGCUUGUGGUUCAACAUUAUGUUUUUUAUUAUCCAAAUAUUUUGGUCAUUAUUUAUUGGAAUAUUAUUUCCCCGAAAAACUUGAUUAUUUUCAAAAAAAAUUUAUCGAAAAACAACAAAAAAAUGGUAAUCUUUUUUGGUUAUUAAUAUCAUUACGUUUAUUUCCAAUAACACCAAAUUGGUUUCUUAAUAUUGCGUCACCAAUUGUUAAUAUACCAUUAUCGUUAUUUUUUUUAUCAAUUUUAUUUGGUUUAAUGCCAUAUAAUUUUAUUUGUGUACAAACUGGAUCGAUAUUAUCUGAAAUAAAUUCAAUGAAUGAUAUAUUUACAAUCAAAACAUUUAUAUUAUCUUUAUUCAUUGCAUUUUUGGUUGCAUCAUCAACAUUAUUGAAGAAAAAGAUGAAAAAGACGAAGAUGAUGAUGAUGAUGAAGAAGGAAGAAAAUUCAAUCACCGAUACAAGUAUAGCCAAACAUAAUGAUGAUGGUGGUGAUCAUCAUCAUUUUGGAUCGAAACUAAAAUCGAAUUGAGAAUUAAUAUUGAUUGGGGGAGUUGUGGUGGUUUGGGGGAUGGAGGAUGGAGAGGAUAAUAGAAGAAGAAAGAAGAUUCACAAAAAAUUCUCCCUGUUUGUUUUUUUUUCGGAAAGAUUUCUCAUUAUCGAAAACGACGACGACAAUGAAUCGAUGAAUCAAUCGUGUAAAUGAAUCAAUAUGAUGAUGGUGUGAUGAUCAACAAAAAACAUGGACAUUCUUCUCGAUCGACAAACACAACAUUCACACACACACAACAUAGCCAUAAAUAUGUGUGAACAAUAAGAUUUUUUUUUCAAUGAAAACCAGAAAGAUUCCCUAUUUUUUUUUCUGAAGAGAGAUUACAAAUCUUUUUUUGCUGCUUUUUUCAUAUAUCAAUAUUGUCAUUGAAUUUUUUUUUUCUAUUUCAUAAAAUGUUUGUAUUUAACACUGAACACACUGAACACAAAACAAACGAAAAAUACCCGAAACAAACAUUUUUUGAUGGUUGGUCCAUCGGUUGGUUUAUUGUCUGUUUGGAUCAUCAUGAUAUGAA
Messenger RNA from Dermatophagoides pteronyssinus (European house dust mite), 1529 nucleotides. Its product is annotated as transmembrane protein 41A-like. The record is from RefSeq and is a predicted model, not a curated record. Lineage: Eukaryota; Metazoa; Arthropoda; Arachnida; Sarcoptiformes; Pyroglyphidae.